Carassius auratus (goldfish) is the source of this 1439-nucleotide messenger RNA. Its product is annotated as E3 ubiquitin-protein ligase rnf213-beta-like. Gene Ontology annotation, biological process: sprouting angiogenesis; ubiquitin-dependent protein catabolic process; negative regulation of non-canonical Wnt signaling pathway. The record is from RefSeq and is a predicted model, not a curated record. The transcript is spliced from 9 exons. Gene Ontology annotation, molecular function: ATP hydrolysis activity; ubiquitin-protein transferase activity. Gene Ontology annotation, cellular component: cytosol; nucleolus; membrane. Bases 173 to 1276 code for a protein of 367 amino acids. Lineage: Eukaryota; Metazoa; Chordata; Actinopteri; Cypriniformes; Cyprinidae.
UGCACUGCAUAAGACAGCUGAACCAUUUGCCGGCUCUUGCUGCUUUGUUGUCUGAUCUUAUGAAAGUGCUUCCUCCGGCUCUGAGACUCAGACCAACACCAUCGCUUCACUGCUGCAAUGCAUUCCUGCUGGCCAUCAGAAGAAAUUAUUGUCAGAAAGAGUGGAGAUCUUCAUGAAGGUGUGGAACCAACUCAGAAUGGAAAUAUCCAAUAAUGCUUCUUUGGGUUUGGAUCCUACACUUUAUGAAAAAGAAAUAACUAGAGAAAGCUCUGGGCAGUUUCUCUCCUUGAGUCGUCAUGGGCCAGGGUCAUGUCUCCACGCAAUCAUAGAUCUCCUGUCUGAGACCCACAACAGUCUUGUGCGAGAAGCCAGGAAACUCUGUCACCUGGAAGACAGUGACUAUAAAGUGCCACUGGCAGAGCUGUCUGAGAGCCAACUUGCCCUGUGUCACCCAGAAAAAGAGUUGCUUCCUCUGGUGUUAGCUAACUGCCAUUACACACUAGAGAAGGGUCAGCAAACAGUGAGCUCGUAUGAUCAUGAGGCUAUUGAGAGAGAACUCAGCAGAAGAUUUUUUGCAGGCAAACCACGCAUUCAAACAGACACUGAUAAAUAUCUGAGAAGACAACAUCAGAAUUUUAUAGAAGUCCUCAAUGAGGUCAGAGCCAAAAUACCUCAGGAACCACUCAAGGCCUCUGUGCUCAGUUCUAUGAGAUCAAUGCUACGUUCAUUCACCGAUGUGUGCGACGCGGUUUAUACUGUGGAGAUUGGGCUUCGUUUCCUUGGUAAAACUGGUGGACACCCACAAGAUCUUCUUCUGUCCUAUCUGACAGUUUCCUUGAAAAUGGACCAACACAUCUCAAGCACCGUAGCUGAGGCUUUAAAAGAGAACCGGAUUAGUCAGUGCACAGCCACCUGGCAGCUCCUUACCUGCUGGAAGAGUGAACAGAUGAUGAGAAAAGGACAGGAUCCAUUCCAUCGACUGUCUGAAGAGUUCAGAGAUAAACUGACUUCUGUGGAAAGAAAGCAAUUAAAGGUUUUCCUUGGGCUCACAGAUACUGAGAUUUUUUCUUUGGAGCUACAUGAGAUCCUUCAGCUUAAGACCAACAGCACCGUUGAAGAAGGCUUUGCGCCACAUUGGGACAUCAGGUCCACAAUGGAAUCCCAUUUGGAGGAGAAGAACAUCAUAUCUUUUCCUGGUUUAGAUCAUCUUCCAGAGGAAAUCACUUUGGCUAAAGCAGCAGAAAUCUGGAGGCUGGCGGUGGAGUUCAAACACUGAAAAGUUCUUCUGAAAGGGUCAAACCAAAAUUAAUGACAAAUGUGAAAAGAUCUGGACUGCUGUGAUUUUUUUGGUCAGAUGUUGCUUGCUUUUGUCACGUCUGUUGUACAGGACAGAUUUAUGACUCAUUCCUACACUCCAAGUCUUUCUUUUCAAUAUAUUG